AUGACGACUCUCGUGGCGACUCGACAGGCGCUGGAACUUCUUAGCAUGAGCGACCAGCAGAAGCGCCGAACAAGCAAGCGGCUUGCGGCCGCGGCCGAUUACGAGCAGGAUGACGACUUUCAGUUUGUCCGCAAGUCGAAACGCCCCAAGACGGAGGAGCAGGAGCCCCCGAAGAAGACGGGAAGAGGCCGGACAUCGGCCAAGGAAAAGGCCACCCCGGAGCUGAGCGCCAUUUCAGAAUCGCCCAAAGCGGCUUCAUCAGCAGCCGCGGCGAAGACCACGGCGACAGCUGGGACGAGAAAGUCAUCACGGAGGAAACAGAGCGGUGAUGCGCCAGAGGAGCCACAGCAGCAACCACCGAAGAGGGCGACGCGCCAGAGCAAGCGAUUAUCAGGCGAGAACAAUGGCGAGGAGCCCAAAGCAAACGGCGCAUCGCGCAAGCAAGGCCCCGGCAAAGAGAGACCACGGCGUGUGGCGGUGCAGGAACGGCAAGAGGAGGAAGUGGACGAGGUUGAAGUAUCACCGCCAUCACCGCUCGCACCCGUCGAAUCCACCAAGAUUGCGCUCCCGAUGAGCGACACGCCAAUCAUCAAUCGCAACAAGGACAUGCGCAAGAAGGGCAACUCGAACCGGAGGAGCAGUCUGGGGUCGCGCGGACGGAGGGCGAGCUCGCUGAUAGAGAGCGGGCAGUCGGCGAUACCGCAUCGUGAGGUCGACCCGACAGAAUUCUACAAGCACAUCGAAGCCGAUUUGGUAGAGCCGCGGAGGAUGAAGCAGCUGCUGAUGUGGUGCGGCGAACGUGCCUUGUCGGCGAAACCGCCCCUGGGCACGAAGAAUGCGGAUGCAAUACUGGGAGCUCGUGCGAUUCAGGACCAGAUACUUAAGGACUUUGCGUCCCGCUCGGAGUUUUCGGACUGGUUCACCAGAGACGACGUCGAGUCCAGGGCAAAAGUGGUGCUGAAGCCGAACCCGCGGAAUCUCGAAAUGGAUGAGAAACUAGCAUUACGGCGAGAGAAAGAGGCGUGGUUGUCAAUGAAGAAGCUCCCGCCAGAACAGCCGCCCCUCUUCAGCCCCGACGAACCAGACCAAAUAGUCCUUCCCGAUUUCGACUUGUUGGACGAGGACGACGGCAAACUACGCGGCGAGCUCGCAGAUGAAGCCAACUCGUUCGCGGCCUUACGCUCAAAAACGGAAUCGAGGUUGCGAAAGAUUCAAUCGUCGCUGGAGUUUCAGAUCGACCAGUUUGCGGAUAACGUCCACAAGCUGGAGCAACGAGUACUGGUAGCCGGCAAGGAAGCGGACAAGGUGCUCAAGCUCAGCGCUUUACGGCUCCGGGAGCGCGAGCAGCGGGAGAGGACGAGCGCCGGGACGAGAGACAUGCCCAUCAUGGAAGUCCUCCGGAGUCUGGGCCAAAUACUACCAGAAGGCAACGGAGGGUGA
This is a messenger RNA of Purpureocillium lilacinum, 1440 nucleotides long. RefSeq lists its product as uncharacterized. Gene Ontology annotation, cellular component: MIS12/MIND type complex. Lineage: Eukaryota; Fungi; Ascomycota; Sordariomycetes; Hypocreales; Ophiocordycipitaceae. Gene Ontology annotation, biological process: cell division; mitotic sister chromatid segregation. The record is from RefSeq and is a predicted model, not a curated record.